AUGAUUGUAGCAAGAACAAUGAUCAAUAACAAGUCGUCAGCCAAUAUCCUCUUCAAGUCUUCAUUGGAAAGGAUGGGCUUGGGAACGAAGGAUUUGGAAACCUGUGAACGUCUCAUCUAUAGAUUCACAGAAAGUGGUAUGGCACCAGCUGGGCUCAUUAAGUUACCAUUGAAAGUGAGAAUAGCCCCCAAGAGUGUCACUAUCAUGGCAUUAUUCGUGGUAUUGGAUAUAGUAUCACCCUACAAUGCCUUAAUUGGCCGCCCAGCCCUAUAUGACCUGAAAGCGGUCACUUCCAUCUUUCACCUCCUCGUCCAAUUUCCUACCAAAGGUGGAAUUGGCUGCCUGAAGGGCAAUCAAAUGGUGGCACGAGAGUGUUAUAACCUAUCCAUUACAACCAGGGAGAAAGUAGCCAAAUCCCUCAAAGCUACAACAAAAUUGGAGGAAGUACCAUUAGACCCCAAACAACCUUCCAGAUUAGUCAAGAUCGGAAAAGAGCUUUCAAAGGACAUAAGAUCGGCAUUGAUCCAAUUCUUAAGGGAAAACCAAGAUGUCUUCGCCUGGUCACACAAAGACAUGGAAGGAAUAAGCCCCACCGUGAUAAGUCACACUUUAAACAUCGACGUCGAAAACUUCAAGCCAGUUCAACAAAAAAGAAGGUUACUCGACAAAGAGAGAGCCAAGGCACUAAAGGAAAAGGUAGAAAAACUCUGGAACAAUAACUUCAUCAAAGAGGCCUACUACCCAGUCUGGGUCUUGAACCCCAUACUAGUUCCAAAGUCGAAUGGCACAUGGAGGAUAAGCAUGCACCCACCUGAUCAAGAACAUACAAGCUUUCGAACAGACGUUGGCUUAUAUUUCUACAAAGUAAUGACAUUUGGCUUGAAAAAUGCUGGAGCCACCUAUCAAAGGUUGGUCAACCGAAUGUUUAAAGAACAAAUAGGAAGAAACAUGGAGGUAUACGUCGAUGACAUGCUAGUCAAGUCUAAGAAGGCCUAA
Molecule: messenger RNA, 996 nt
Organism: Cannabis sativa
Lineage: Eukaryota; Viridiplantae; Streptophyta; Magnoliopsida; Rosales; Cannabaceae
Exons: 3
Coding region: 1-996 (331 amino acids)
Source: RefSeq, a predicted model, not a curated record